CACCAAAGGUAGCAGUUGCUACAGAACUGCUGGGGAGACGUUCCUCCUCAGGCUUUUAGGACUCUGCUCUUACAAUGGCUUUGGUCUAUCGACCUGUAAUGCAACUAAGUGGCAUAUUAUUAUCUCUCUUGGGAUGGGUCCUAUCCUGUCUCACUACUUAUUUACCUCAGUGGAAAAAUCUUAACUUGGAACUGAAUGAACUGGAGAUCUGGACCAUGGGACUCUGGCAAGCUUGUGUUGUCCAGGAAGAAGGGGGGAUGCAAUGCAAGGACUUUGAUUCUUUCUUAGCUUUGCCUCCAGAGCUCAGGAUUUCUAGGAUUUUGAUGUUUUUUUCCAAUGGACUGGGGCUUUUGGGCCUCUCGCUCUCAGGAUUUGGGUUGGACUGUUUGAAAAUUGGUGAAAGACAACAGGAGCUAAAGAAACGGCUGUUGCUGUUUGGAGGAGUGCUCUUCUGGAUAUCCGGGACUACAGCUAUUGUCCCAGUUUCUUGGGUUGCCCAUUCCACAGUCCAGGAAUUUUGGGAUGAGAGUAUACCAGAUAUUGUCCCCAGGUGGGAUUUUGGGGAAGCAUUAUUUGUUGGCUGGCUUGCUGGAUUUUGUCUUAUAUUAGGAGGAUCCCUACUUAACUGCACAAUCUGUUCAACUGAAGUCCAUCCAUCUGCGGGCCAUUAUGCUGUAGCGGAAUUGCAAGAUCAGUGUCAACACUUGGAAACUGAAACUAGGCCUGAAAAUUGAAGGUUUUAAGUAGUACAGAAAGACUGCCCUAUCACUUUCAAACUCUAGUGCAAGCCAGAUGCUUGUUCCACUAGUAGUUCAAAGGACUCUCUGUUACCUAGCUGAUUUGCUAAAUUUAUGUCUGUUUUUUCCGUAACUGGUAUUUGAAAGCAGUGUUUUCUCACCUACAGAACUGCUUAAAAUUUUCUUUCCUAGCAGGAUGCUGAAGUUUUCAUAGCUUGCGCA
This is a messenger RNA of Dromaius novaehollandiae (emu), 959 nucleotides long. Its product is annotated as claudin-22-like. Gene Ontology annotation, molecular function: structural molecule activity. Gene Ontology annotation, cellular component: plasma membrane; bicellular tight junction. The transcript has a single exon. The record is from RefSeq and is a predicted model, not a curated record. The coding region runs from base 75 to 734 and encodes 219 amino acids. Lineage: Eukaryota; Metazoa; Chordata; Aves; Casuariiformes; Dromaiidae. Gene Ontology annotation, biological process: bicellular tight junction assembly; cell adhesion.